GUGCUCCGUAUUUCUCCAGUUUGUCUCACAACCUGCAGCACAGAGCAACGAUUUUUUUCUGUGUGCCCUAAAUAGAGUUUAAAAUAUAUCUUUUUUAAUGGAUUUAAUCCUGCAGUUGUGCCUAAUUUAUCCCUUUUAGUGAUCAUCUUAUACUCCCCUAGAGCCCCCAAAGAACUGCGAAAAGAUUAUUUGAGAAACCAUCACCUUCAAGGUGAUUGAUUCAAUCGAGGACAGUGAAAAUGAGAUAAAGGAAAGAAAUUUUCUCAGUGAUUUUUCCAAUGUGAAAAAAUGUGCGAUUGAAGGCUUAAUUUAGAAGUUUUGCGCUACGAAGAGACUUUUCAUCGAUAAUUCCAUCCACCUUAUCAAACAAUGAAUUCGGUGGUGUGGAGCUUCAUUCUUGGCAUUACUUUCUACGUUGCAUCAGUGGGGAGUUUGAUUCUUUGUCCAGCAGAGUGCCAUUGUGCCCUCCAUGGGAUUAAUCUCAAUGUAGACUGUUCAGGGCUGGCCAUUUCGGAAUUGCCAGAUCUCUCUGAGCUUGAGGUGUCAUGGCUGGAUUUAUCGGAUAAUGAGUUCACAGAAAUUCCAGCUGAAUUGCAGAACUUCCCUCAACUGGAAGCACUCGACAUGUCGGGCAAUAAGAUAAGUCACCUUUCGGGAUCAUCCUUAAGUGGAAUGCACAAUCUCAAGACUCUCAACCUGGCACGCAAUAACAUUUCCAAUUUGAUGGACAUAAAUCCCAAUACUCUCCUUCAACCAUCACCCAUUGCUAUGCUGAAUUUAGCCAAGAAUCCCAUCACGUCAUUCUCCAGUGUUGAAGAGAAUGCCAUCUUGGUGAGUAAGACGCUGAAAACGCUCGAUUUGAGUGAGUGCAAGAUUGUUCGAAUGGCGGGAAAUCAAAUGUUGAGUGGUCUGCUGAAGAUUGAGCAUCUCAACAUGGCGGGGAAUCCCCUGAGGACGCUCUCGAGUGUUGCCUCCGACAGCUUGACGACGUUGAAUUUGGUCAAUUGUCGCUUAGGCUCCCUCCCUAUAGCUGUAUUUGCCAAUCUUCCGGCUCUUGUCCACGUGAACCUGGCAAGGAAUAAUCGUAUCUCGCUGGUAACGAAGAAUGGGGAGUACGUAGCAUCGGAAUCACUGAAGCGCAUCGAUUUAUCCUACUGCAACAUGGGAGGAGUUGAAAUAGCUGGGUUUCCGCAUUUAACAACAGCCGUCUUGCGUGGGAACAUGAUCAGACAGUUAGGUCAGGAUAUUUUCAAGAGCAACGUCUACCUGGAGAAUCUCGAUCUCUCCUUCAACGCCAUCAGCUAUGUUAAUCCUGGAACUUUUAAGGAUCUCGGGAACCUCAAGCAUCUGGAUAUUUCAUUCAAUAUGAUCCCAAGGAUAGACAGAGACACUUUCAAGCAUAACAACAUGCUAACAACGAUCAACCUAAGUCGCAACUACAUCGGGAGAUUUAACAGGAUUCAAGCCAAAGCUGUUAACAGUCUCAACAUGAGUUGGUGUGAAAUUAUUGCAAUUGACGCGGAUGCUCUUCAAGGAUGCCCCGUUUUGACGGAGCUUGAUCUCUCCAAUAAUCUAAUAACAUCCAUUCCUGAUAAUCUUAACUCACAAAGUCUCCAAACUCUUGAUCUCAGCAUGUGCAGGAUCACCUCAAUCAGGAAUUCAACAUUUUCGGAUUUUCCCGAACUGAGUAGGAUUAAUUUGUCCGGGAAUCGCUUCACAACCCCAUUCAGAGUAGACUUCUUCUCUGACCUACUUUACCUCCAAGAAAUCGGGUUAGGAGACAACCCCUGGCGCUGCGAAUGUAGAAAUACGGAAUUCUACAAAUUCUUCAGCUUCCUCGUUGAGCCACCUUCCAAGAUUUGGGAUAAGAGCCAUCUUCGCUGCAACAGUCCUGAUGAUCUCUACGGGGUUCCGUGGGAUGUAGCCUGCUUCCACAUUUGGUAUCCAAAUGGCUCCAGUUUGGGAACUGCUGAAAAGGUCUGGACAAUCAUUAUGGUCAGUAUGAUUGUCUUUGCGGGUUCAAUUUGUAUUAUAAUGAGUGUGAGGAAGUGCAUCGAUGGCAGGAAGCUAACAGCACGAGAGCGAGAAAGGGAAGAGUUUAUUGAACAUCACAGAGAUAUAAUUCGCCAGAAUAGGAUGGCUAUGGAGCAGGAAGCUCAGCUAAAUGCACCUGAUCCGAGGGAAACACGUCCACCAUGCUAUGAAGAUGCAAUCCUCAUGCCACGCCUGGAUGGCUCCUUUGCAUCCCUCAAUGAACUAAACAUGAGGCGGGAGAAGCGACGGAAACUCCUGGACAAGGAUGAGAAUGAGGAUGAGACAGAUGGCGUUAUAACGCGGAGGAAUCGCUGCCGAAGUGAGGAAGUCCUUUCAAUGCGAGAGAGUCGCACGGAAGAUGGCCAGACGCGACGUUCUCGGAGGCAGAGAAAUGCAAAUCCCCCAGAGAGCCUCGAAAUGGCCCGAAAUACCCUAAUUGAGCGUUCUUCGUUGCUUCCUCCACCCACAGAACCACCACCACCGACUCCCCCGCGAAAUUCUGCAUUCCGCGCCCAAGACAAUGAGCUGCACUAUCACUCCACGGAGGUGGUAAAUCUCCAUCUCACCACCGUGGAGAUCGUGCCACGUACCCCAGAGGAGGAAGCGAGUGCAGGAAUGGCUGAAAUUGAUCAGAUCACAAUGAGGGCGCGCAACGAUGACGACACGAGCCCGUAUGCGAAGAGGAAGCAGAAGCACAUGUCCACCUUCAAGGGUGACGAAGAAGUAAUUCUUCCCACAUCCUCCAGGUCAUCCGGAGAGCGUAUUCACGUGGUUGACGAUUACUUUGCUCCAGCUGAGAGCCCCAGGAAGAAUCGCAGCAGCGAUGAGGACUUUGAGAGUUUCUCAUCGCGAGAAAUUGAUGAGAUUCCCAGAGCAGUACAAUCCGAUGACAAGAGGGAUGUGGGCCAAAAGGUCAGGAGACCCACUGAGAGUGAUUUGUGAUUUUAGUAGAAUGGACUCUACCUUUGCAUUUUUAAUUAAUUCGUUUAUUUGUGUAACAACAUUUUGUUUAAUUUUCCAAUACAUUUCAUGAUUUCUUCAA
Lutzomyia longipalpis is the source of this 3076-nucleotide messenger RNA. RefSeq names its product toll-like receptor 4. Gene Ontology annotation, molecular function: protein binding. The record is from RefSeq and is a predicted model, not a curated record. The transcript has 6 exons. NCBI's taxonomy places the organism in Eukaryota, Metazoa, Arthropoda, Insecta, Diptera, Psychodidae. Bases 370 to 2976 code for a protein of 868 amino acids.